AUGGCAGAAAAUGAUUUGAACAACACGUAUCAACAAAAACGUGUCCUUCUCCACGGCAACGAUGACAUUGCAGCGGCUGUUCAGCUGCUAACUACUACGGUCAAUCAACUGACCACUGAGGUCAAUCAUCUGACCACUGAGGUAAAUCAACUGACAACCCAGAACAAACAGCUGACCAGUCAAAACAACCAGCUGACCACUCAAAUCAACCACCUGAACAAUGAUUCUUUUAUAGGUAAUGUUUACAUACGCUGGGGACGGACAACAUGUCCAACAAAUGGAACCGAUCUGGUUUAUACAGGUUACGCUGCAGGAAAUCUUUACACUGAAAAUGGAGCUGCCGACAACCUUUGUUUGACAUCAGAACCUAUCUGGGGUGCUUAUGACGACACCGCACAGAGCUAUUCCGCCAAAGUUUAUGGAACUGAAUACGAGUUUGAUCUUUACACGAACGGAGGGGCACAGUUCUUUGGCAAGAAUCUGCAAGACCAUGACGCACCAUGCGCAGUCUGUCACACGUCUCGACGAGCCACCGUCAUGAUCCCAGGCAGAAACCAGUGCUACCCCGGGUGGACAAAGGAAUACUCUGGCUAUCUGGUGUCUACCUUGUCUGGAUAUCCCGGUUUCCUAUCCCCUUCCAACUACGCAUGCAUGGAUUCUGACGCCGAGUUUGAAAGUGCAGACUAUGAAAGCAAAAAUGGAAAGCUGAUGUACUUGGUCGAAGCCAUUUGUGGAUCACUUCGAUGUCCACCGUAUGUGAAUUAUCGUGAAUUAACAUGUGUUGUGUGCAGCAAAUAA
Molecule: messenger RNA, 798 nt
Organism: Mya arenaria
Lineage: Eukaryota; Metazoa; Mollusca; Bivalvia; Myida; Myidae
Product: short-chain collagen C4-like
Exons: 4
Coding region: 1-798 (265 amino acids)
Source: RefSeq, a predicted model, not a curated record